Messenger RNA from Olea europaea var. sylvestris, 1513 nucleotides. RefSeq names its product G-type lectin S-receptor-like serine/threonine-protein kinase LECRK2. The coding region runs from base 6 to 1388 and encodes 460 amino acids. NCBI's taxonomy places the organism in Eukaryota, Viridiplantae, Streptophyta, Magnoliopsida, Lamiales, Oleaceae. Gene Ontology annotation, molecular function: ATP binding; protein kinase activity. The transcript has a single exon. Gene Ontology annotation, biological process: protein phosphorylation. The record is from RefSeq and is a predicted model, not a curated record.
ACAGGAUGAGUGGUUGCAAACCAAAUUUCGUUGUACAAAGCUGUGAUGAAGGGGCACGUGAAACUGACCUUUUUAUUUUAAAAGACAGGACCAACAUAAAUUGGCCUCUCUCCGAUUACGCACUAAUUGAGAAAACCUCAGAAGAUUUAUGUAGACAAUAUUGCCUCAAUGAUUGUUUUUGUGCUGUAGCAAUUUACAACAGCGUUGGUCAAUGUUGGAAGAAACAAUAUCCUCUCACCAAUGGGGUGAUAGAUUCCAGCGUAGGGGGAAAAGCUUUGAUAAAAGUAAGGAAAAAAAAUGCAACUGCAUACUCCUGUGUCUUUAAGAAGAGUAAGAGUUCCACUCUGAUCAUUAUCCUAUCAGUUUUCUUAGGCAGUUCAAUGUUCCUACUUUUAUCCCUCUUGUUGUAUGUUCUCUGUUUCAAUCAACAAAAAUCGAAGAGCCUUCAACCAUAUCAAGAUCUUCCAGGCUUGAACAUAAGAAGAUUCAGUUUCAAAGAGCUACAAUUAGCAACAAAUGGAUUCAAGGAGGAAUUGGGCAGGGGCGCUUGUUCAACAGUAUACAAAGGGAUCCUUAAGAACGACAAUAUUGAAACCGUAAUUGCUGUGAAAAAGCUUCAGAAGAUGGCUACAGAAGGCGAACAAGAAUUUAAAGCGGAAGUAAACUCAAUUAGCAGUACUAAUCACAAAAAUCUAGUUCAAUUGCUGGGAUAUUGUGAAGAGGGCCAAAAUCGGGUUUUAGUAUAUGAAUCCAUGGGCAAUGGCUCUUUAGCAAACUUGCUGUUUGAAAAUUCAAGGCCCAACUGGUACAAAAGAAUGCAGAUCGCAUUUGCAACUGCUAGAGGUAUUUGCUAUUUGCACGAAGAGUGUAAAAAUCAAAUCAUACACUGUGACAUUAAGCCUCAAAACGUACUCUUAGAUGAAUCCUUCACAGCAAAAAUAUCGGACUUCGGAUUAGCCAAGCUUUUGAAGUCAGAUCAAUCUAAAACCACCACCGGAAUAAGGGGAACAAAAGGGUAUGUUGCUCCAGAGUGGUUCAGAAACAUGCCGAUUACAGUCAAGGUUGAUGUUUACAGCUUUGGAAUCUUGUUGCUCGAGCUUAUCUGUUGCAGAAGAAAUUAUGAACCAGAUGUUGAGGUUGAGAACGAAAUGAUACUUGCUGAUUUUGCUUAUGAUUGUUACAAAGAAGGAACAAUGCAUUUGCUAGUGGCAGACGAUGAGGAGGCAUUAGGCGACAAGCGAUUUGACAAGUUUGUGAUGAUCGCGAUUUGGUGCAUUCAGGAAGAACCAACAUUAAGGCCUACCAUGAAGAGAGUAAUGCAACUUAUGGAAGGAUCUGUUGAAGUCCCCAUUCCUCCAGAUCCCACCUCCUUUAUCACUUCAGUUUAGAUUCACAUUUUUGUCCCAAUGUAUGAUAAUAAUUUUUAUGAUCUUCGUAUUAGCAUCUAUGUUCAAGUCACUCAUUUUUAAUCUUCUAAUAAAUUUAUUGUAAUAAAGUACUAUGUUGUACUCAA